This is a messenger RNA of Miscanthus lutarioriparius, 2154 nucleotides long. The record is from the annotation of a GenBank genome assembly. NCBI's taxonomy places the organism in Eukaryota, Viridiplantae, Streptophyta, Magnoliopsida, Poales, Poaceae.
AUGCCAUUGUCAGGCCUCGCUAUCGCCGUCUUGCUGCUGAUCUCCAUGGCUUCCAGAGCCAGGCCAUGCACUGAGCAGGAGAAGAGCUCCCUGUUCCACUUCAUUACAGGGCUCUCAUGGGACGGCGGCCUUGCCAUGUCGUCGUGGCGGAACAACGGCACGGCGGCGGCCGACUGCUGCUCGUGGGAAGGCAUCACCUGCGGUGGAGGCGGCGUGGUAGUCACCGAGGUCUCCUUGCCCGGUAGAGGACUCCAGGGGCCCAUCUCGCCGGCCCUCGGUGACCUCGCCGGCCUGCGCCGACUCAACCUCUCCCACAACUCGCUGUCCGGCGAGCUGCCACUGGAGCGGCUCCUGAAGUCGUCCUCUCCCACUCCCAGUGGCUUAGUCGCCAUCGACGUCAGCUUCAACCGCCUCGAGGGAGAGCUCCGCGAGCUGCGAUCGUCUAAUUCAGGCUGGCUGUUGCAGGUGCUGAACAUCUCGAGCAACCGAUUUACCGGGGAGUUCCCGUCAGCCACGUGGCAGGCCAUGGGUGAUCUGGUCGUGCUCAAUGCCAGCAACAACAGCAUCCAUGGAAGGAUGCCUUCUUCCUUCUGCAUCAGCUCAUCGACGUCCUUCGCCGUGCUUGACCUUCGCUACAACCAAUUCAGCGGACGCAUCCCAGUUAGUCUAGGUAACUGCUCAUCGCUCCGAGUGCUCAGGGCUGGGCACAACAGAUUCAGUGGGACGCUCCCGGAUGAACUCUUCAACGCCUCCUCGUUGGAGCACCUCUCGCUUCCAAACAAUGGCUUGCAUGGACAACUUGACGGUGCACGUAUCGUCAACCUCAGAAAUCUCGCCCAUCUUGAUCUCGGAGGCAAUGGGCUAGAUGGAAAGAUCCCAGACUCCAUAGGUGAGCUCAGGAGACUCGAGGUGCUUCGUCUGGGCCAUAACAACAUGUCCGGAGAGCUGCCACCAACCUUGAGCAACUGCACAAAUCUCAUGACGGUUGACCUUAAGAACAACUAUUUCAGCGGAGAGCUUACCAGGAUCGAGUUCUCUGCCCUGACCAACCGGAAGACGUUGGAUCUUCUUUUCAACGGCAUUACCGGCAUGAUUCCGGAAAGCAUCUUCUCGUGCAGCAAUCUUAGUGCGCUGCGGCUGGCUGACAACAGAUUACACGGGCAGAUAUCACCGGGAAUAGUCAAUCUGAAGUCUCUUGUUUUUCUGUCACUUGCUUUCAACAAUUUUGCAAACAUCACCAACACGCUCCAUGUCCUCAAGGAUUGUAAGAACCUCACCAUCCUGCUUACUAAUAGUAACUACAAGGGUGAAGCCAUGCCGGAAGAUGAAGCGAUUGAAGGAUUUCAGAAUCUUCGGAUUCUCUCCCUAGCUAGGUGCUCAUUAUCAGGGAAGAUACCACUUUGGCUAUCAAAGCUCAAGAAUCUCAAUGUGCUGUUUUUGCAAAAUAAUCAACUCAGUGGACCAAUACCUGCCUGGAUAAAGAGCCUAAAGUCGCUUUUCCAUCUAGACAUAUCAUACAACAAACUUGCAGGGGAAAUACCGACAGCGUUAAUGGAGAUGCCAAUGCUAACAGCAGAAAAUACGGCGAUCCAUUUGGAUCAAAGUAUAUUUCUGCUGAUUGUUUACAGAGGUACAUCAUUUGAGUACAGGGUAAUCAGUGGUUUCCCAAAUAUGCUGAAUCUUGGCUAUAACAACUUCACUGGAGUGAUCCCUAAAGAAAUUGGUCAGUUGAAAUCGCUCAGUAUACUCAAUCUCAGCUCUAACAGCUUGUCCGGAGAGAUUCCGGUGCAGCUCUGCAGCCUGAAGAAUCUGCAAGUGCUAGACUUGUCAAACAACCUCCUCACAAGUGCAAUCCCAUCAGAUCUUAACAAACUUCACUUCCUCUCUACAAUCAAUGUUUCUAACAACGAUUUGGAAGGGCCAAUUCCAAGAGGAGGCCAGUUUAGUACAUUCACAAAUUCAAGCUUUGGGGGCAAUCCAAAGUUGUGUGGAAAUGCUAUUGAUCGGCCUUGUGGUUCGGCUGAAGCGCCUCUGGUCUCUACUCUCACCACAGAACAAAAAGACAGAAGGAUCGCCUUUGCGAUUGCUUUUUGUGCUUUCUUUGGUGUAGGGGUGUUGUAUGAUCAAAUAGUAAUGUCAAAGUAUUUUAGCUGA